This is a messenger RNA of Episyrphus balteatus (marmalade hoverfly), 1821 nucleotides long. Its product is annotated as choline transporter-like 1. NCBI's taxonomy places the organism in Eukaryota, Metazoa, Arthropoda, Insecta, Diptera, Syrphidae. The transcript is spliced from 8 exons. The coding region runs from base 153 to 1793 and encodes 546 amino acids. Gene Ontology annotation, molecular function: transmembrane transporter activity. Gene Ontology annotation, cellular component: membrane. The record is from RefSeq and is a predicted model, not a curated record. Gene Ontology annotation, biological process: transmembrane transport.
CAUAUUUAUUUUACUUCGAUAUAAAAAAUCUCGAUAGUGUUUUAAAAAUAUGUGUUGAAAAUUGUCCCUUUGGAAAAUUGUACAAUAUCCAGGAUAUAGCAUUCUAUCAAGAAGAAUAUCAUACUCAUCUAUGCAGAUACGAUUUGAAUGUAAUGAAAGAAGGAAUGACACUUAAAGAUGAACAUGACAAGGUUAUAAUGCGUAGAAUGGGUCCUUGUCCAUCUUUAACCGCUAGGAAUAUUCAUUUCAAAAAUAGAUGUGUACCUGAUAAACAGCGUCUUGAAAUUCUUCAGCAAUCUUAUGAUCUUCUUAAUGAGGGUGGCUUAGCCCAAAUAUUCUUCAUAGCAGUUUAUCAAUCUUGGAAUUAUGUUGCGACUUUAUGUGGAUUUGCUUUUGGAAUUUCAUUGAUAAUACUGAUUCUGAUGUUUUUGCUACCGAAAUUUCUACCAUGGUUGAUAUGCUUGGCAACGAUUAUUACAAAUGCAAUUCUGUGUAUUGAAUUAUGGUCAAAUUACAAUAAGUUUCCAUUUAAUAAGAAAAUUGGAUUGCACACAGAAGAAGAUGAAGAUGAUAUUAAGCCAAAAAUUCUGUUCAGAAACGAAGGUGGAUCAAUAUUUUACGAAAUGUUCGAUCGAAUUUUGUGGGACUUUUUGGACGAAGUCCAAUUUAACAAUGAUAUCAUUUUAUAUUUAACAUUUUUCACUUUGUGUGUCAAUACAAUAUUAAUAGCUGUUAUAUUCGUAUGGAUGUUUCAUUUGAAUCGACUAAAAUUGUUGUUUGACGAAGUAGCGGCUUGUUUGAAAAACUUACCGGGUCUUAUUAUAGCUCCAACUAUUGCUCUACUCUGCAUGAGUCUACUGAUUUAUCUUUCGGGCUAUACUUUGUUGUGUAUAGUGACAUCCAAGACUCCUGUCACUUCACCAUUGAUAGAUGAAAACUAUAAAACGAAUAAAGAAGACUCAUUCAUCGAUUUAUACAAAGAUCUAAGACUUUUUGAGCAAAUUGAGUACGUUGACAUGAAGACAAUUCGGCAGACAUUUUGGAUUUUUACCAUCGGAAUGUUAUGGACUACUGAAUUUAUAUUUGCGUUUGAAGAAUUUUGCAUUGGUGCUGCUAUUGGAUUUUGGUAUUUUACACCUUCUAUUAACAAUCCAUCCUUACACGCUAUUGGAGUUUUGUUCAAAUAUCAUUUGGGGACUAUUGCGAAAGGAUCAGCAGUUUUUGCAUUGGUUAAUGUUCCAAAAUUUAUUUGGACCUCCAUAUUCAAAAAAUUCAAGCAAAAUCCCAACUUGUUGUGGCUACAACGUUUGCAAUAUUUUGACGAACGUAUUAGAAUUUGGAAUCAUAAUGCUUAUGUUCCAGCUGCAAUGGAAACGACUAGCUUGAGAUCAGCUGGUGAAGUUGCUUCGAAAAUAUUUGCUAAGAACGCUAAGGAAUUGAAGGACAUCAGUGAAGUUUUUGCUUUUAUUUUGUUCCUGAGUAAAUACUUUGUUGCAAUUUUGACUUGUUUGGUUGGUAUCAAACUUCUAAAGGAAAGAAAGGAUUAUUUGUUCAAUCAGGAUAGACAUGAAUACUUUUUCUACACGGCACCAGUGCUAUUUAGUACAUUGUGUGCUUUUUGUAUUGGUCAUAUUGUUUUUUCUGUAGUUGAGAUGACAGUUGAUGCACUUUUAUUGUGCGCUUCUGAGGAUCAGCAGAUACAUGGAAGAUUGAAACGAUUUAUUAAAAAAUCGAAUCUAAUAGAACUCUUUCCCAAGAUUGGUGAAAAUUCUGUGGAAAAAACCAAUGCCUAAACAAAAUAGUCAAAUAGAAUUCAUGAUG